Paramecium octaurelia is the source of this 953-nucleotide messenger RNA. NCBI's taxonomy places the organism in Eukaryota, Ciliophora, Oligohymenophorea, Peniculida, Parameciidae. The record is from the annotation of a GenBank genome assembly.
AUGCAAAAUUUAGAAGCCAAGGAUAAUCUAUAAUUUGUGAAGCAAAAUUAUUUUUGUAAAAGCAGCUCUAUCCAUUUGUUUUAGGAUGCCAUUUAAUAUUACAUUCUGAUUCAUUCUGUUAUGGACUAAUUUAAUUGUAUUAAUAAAAAAAUACACUUCUCUAUGUACUAAGAAUAAAAAUCUGACAGCGAUACAGUUACACAAUAUGAAGGUAUUAAGUUUAUAAAAGGCAGUUAGGGUCGGUUAGAUAACUCCGUACAAAAGCUUGCAAACUUUUUGACCAUUUCCUGCUGUUUCUUUCUACCAUUAUCAAAACUAAAAACUGUAAAUUUAAUUGCUGCAAAUAGAAUUUCGUAAAGAUGUAACCAAAAUCCACAAGAAAGGAACAACAUUCCUAUAAUGAAUAAAUGCAUUCCUAACAAGAUGGAUGUAGGUUGAAGGCCUCUAGGAGUGCUGCAUCAGUUAAGGUGAAAUUGUUGCAUUCCGAUGUUCUGGUUAAAUAGAUAAGUGAAAAAUGCGACCUGUUUAUGACUGUAAUUUCAUAAAUUCUUUGACAUCAAACCAAAUGAUGAUGUAGCAAAAUUUUGCAAAGAAAUAGGAAAAUAAGAAUUUAAUUGUUUACUAACUAUGGUAGACACAGAACAAAAAUAUCUGUAAUUGAAAUAAAGUUCUGAUAAAACUUUUAAGGGAAUAGGGUGAAAAUACUCCUUCAGAUUGAAUGUAAUGUGAUUCUUAAAUUAUAAAAACUAGUGUUUUGAAGUGAAGUAUUUAUCAAAUUUUAAAUGCAUGUAAAAAUAUUAGAAAGUGCUUAAAGAUUAAUUACAGGAAAAUUAUGUUAUGAAGAGAUAACAUCACUUCCAGGAUGUAUCAACUUGAUUAGUAUUCUCUUCAUCAACACUUAAAAUAUUGAUUUUAAAUUUCAAUUCUAUAAUCCAAGAAGAGAGCAUAAAAUC